Monopterus albus (swamp eel) is the source of this 2076-nucleotide messenger RNA. RefSeq names its product cysteine protease ATG4D-like. Gene Ontology annotation, molecular function: protein-phosphatidylethanolamide deconjugating activity; cysteine-type endopeptidase activity. The transcript is spliced from 11 exons. Gene Ontology annotation, cellular component: cytoplasm. NCBI's taxonomy places the organism in Eukaryota, Metazoa, Chordata, Actinopteri, Synbranchiformes, Synbranchidae. The record is from RefSeq and is a predicted model, not a curated record. Gene Ontology annotation, biological process: C-terminal protein lipidation; piecemeal microautophagy of the nucleus; aggrephagy. The coding region runs from base 180 to 1544 and encodes 454 amino acids.
CCCAGUACAAACAGGAAGUAAGGCCGAAUUCUGUGGUUCGCAUAUUUUUGUGGAGCCUUGUCUCUUUGGCAUCAAAGAAACGAAAACACACAGACAUCGUCAGCGUGUAGUUGGAGGAGACACAAUUACAAUGUCCCAGUGAAGGCUGCCAUGGAAGUAAAUGUUCGUCUCUGGCUGUGAUGAAUCCCAGCGCCUCAUCGGCUCGAUCUGAGGGCCAGUGCCCUGUGGAUGAUCUGAUGGAUGACUGGCUCUUCCUGUCCUCUGAAUCAGUCCUGGAGCUGGGCAGUGAUGACCAGGGGGCAGAGGACAGAGGCAAACUCAGAUCCAAGUUGGUCUCAGCAUGGAACAGUGUCAAAUAUGGCUGGUCCUUGAAGCAGAAAUCCAAAUUCAGCAAGAAUUCUGCAGUGAUCAUGCUCGGAAAGUCGUACGAGCUCAAGGACAAAGAGGAGAAGGAGCAUUUCCGACUCUCCUUCGCCUCCCUCCUGUGGCUGACAUACAGACGGGGUUUCCCUCCACUGUCUGGCUGCUCUCUGACCACCGACAGCGGCUGGGGUUGUGUUCUACGUACGGGGCAGAUGCUGUUGGCACGAGGCCUGCUGCUACACCUGAUGCCACCAGGUUGGACCUGGUCCAUGAGCCACCAUGCUUUCAAAGAUGACAUGGACCUCGAGAGCCGCCCCGCACACAGCAGACAGAGUUUCCAGGAGGGGCCUCAUAAGAGGACACAGAGCUUGGGGUCCCUGCUGGACAGACCAGUGGAGGUCACACACAGACAAGUGGUGUCAUGGUUCGCAGACAGUCCCGCAGCCCCCUUUGGGAUACACCGGCUGGUGGAGCUGGGAAGGAGCUCAGGGAAGAAGGCCGGGGACUGGUACGGUCCUUCCAUUGCAGCGCAUAUCCUCAGGAAGGCUGUGGCAGCGUCAGUGGUCUUCCCUAGUCUGGUCGUGUAUGUUGCACAAGACUGCACCGUCUACUUAGAGGACGUGAAGAGAUUGUGUGAGCGGCCUCUCCCCCACCCCUGGAAGUCGGUCAUCAUCCUGGUUCCUGUGCGACUUGGAGGACAAGAUCUCAAUCCCAUCUACAUCACCUGCGUCAAAAAACUCUUGAUGUUAAAAUGCUGCAUUGGGAUCAUUGGGGGCAAACCAAAGCACUCCUUGUUCUUCGUCGGCUUCCAAGAUGACCACCUGCUGUACAUGGACCCUCACUACUGCCAGCCCACAGUGGAUGUGACUGAGGAGAACUUUGCCCUGGAGUCGUUUCACUGUAAAUAUCCAAGGAAAAUGGCCUUUUCUCGCAUGGACCCCAGCUGCACCAUAGGGUUUUAUGCUAAGGGCCAAACGGACUUCGAAUCCUUGUGCACAGCUGUUAAUAAGGCUCUGUCCACAUCUGCAGACAUGUACCCCAUGUUCAUAUUUGCAGAGGGACACAGUCGGGAGGAGGAGGGAGACGAUAUACCCACCAACAACUUCACCUAUAUCCAGAGGAAGCAUGAACGGAAAAGAGUCAACACAAGCAGCAGCACAGAUGAGUUUGUUCUGUUGUGAACAGAAGACGAUGCAGUGUGCUCUGAGGGCUGUUCACUGAUCAAUAAUCUCAUACAAAGGUGAUACUGUGUGGAAAUUACUGAGCGUCAGAACCAACCAGGUCCCUGUGGGACUCCUGAAAUGUCUUCUACAGUGAAGGUCUCGAGUAUCAGUGAAGACUACUGUGUUUUUAUUGUUGUUUUCUGCUCAUUCAUCUUUUUUAUUUGUUUGAGAGCAGAACAUUUAAAUGAAUAUAAAGGACCUUAAAGGCUGAAAGAUGUUUGCCUGUUGUCUCAGCCCGUUUGCUUAUCCAUGUUCUGUUUACUUUAAUCUGUUCUAAUCAAUAAAAAUAAUAUAAUAUGACAGGAUGUGCUGAUGCUGAAAGGAUUAGAAGAAGAAGACUUCAGUGGACAAACGGUCAAAUGUGAAUGUACUGAAAAUAUGAGCUGGAUUAUUUCUUAUUUGAAUAAGAAUGAUAUACGUGAGAAAGGAGCUUGUUACAAAAACAUUUAGUGCAGUGUUGGUUUUUACUGCUGAAUGCAGACUGUAGUAA